Mesorhabditis spiculigera is the source of this 330-nucleotide messenger RNA. The record is from the annotation of a GenBank genome assembly. Lineage: Eukaryota; Metazoa; Nematoda; Chromadorea; Rhabditida; Rhabditidae.
AUGGAAGCGCGUGCGGAGCGUCGUGCUGCAACCGUGAGAAAUGUACCCUACCUCCACAAUACAAGAGCCCGGUUGGUUGACACUCCACCACCGAACCCUGAACCUGAAGGAUUUCGAUCUAUUUACGCAGCGCCCCCGGCUUUGCACCUAGUGUUCCUAUUUCGAGACCUCUUGAAGCGCGUUCCCUGCCUCCUCCGAUUCAUGCAUACAGAGCUCGUUCUCCUCCAUCUUAUGCGAGAUAUCAACCUCCUGUUCCUGUCUCUGAUGGUGUUCGGUGUCGGUCUCCGUUUCGCGUCUCCGACGCUCUACGUACUCCUCAGGUCCACCAUA